This is a messenger RNA of Rhinopithecus roxellana (golden snub-nosed monkey), 1560 nucleotides long. It is a transcript of the gene TTC1, whose product is annotated as tetratricopeptide repeat domain 1. Lineage: Eukaryota; Metazoa; Chordata; Mammalia; Primates; Cercopithecidae. The record is from RefSeq and is a predicted model, not a curated record. The transcript has 8 exons. Gene Ontology annotation, molecular function: protein binding. The coding region runs from base 203 to 1081 and encodes 292 amino acids.
ACCCCGUGGGUCUAAGCGUCUUGGCUGUGAGGAACGAAGCUAGGGAAUAAUCUGCUGGAAGCACGAGGCGUCGCUUCCCUAACCCUAGGAGCUCAGACUCCUGUGUUCUUCCAGUAGACCUGGGAGCGAAGAGAAAUAAGACAUUGCUGUGGAGGCGAAGUCUCCGUAUUAAGCUUUAGCGUCACCUCCCUCACUGGACAGCAUGGGGGAGAAGUCAGAGAACUGUAGGGUUCCAGAGGAUCUGUUGAAUGGUUUGAAGGUUACAGAUACUCAGGAAGCCGAGUGUGCUGGUUUUCCAGUUCCUGAUCCCAAAAGUCAGCAUUCCCAGAGUAAGCUGCUCAGGGAUGAUGAGGCCCAUCUCCAGGAGGACCAGGGAGAAGAGGAGUGUUUUCAUGAUUGCAGUGCCUCAUUUGAGGAGGAGCCAGGAGCGGACAAGAUAGAGAACAAAUCUAAUGAAGAUGUGAAUUCCUCUGAACUAGAUGAAGAAUACCUAAUAGAACUGGAAAAAAACAUGUCGGAUGAAGAGAAACAGAAAAGAAGAGAAGAGAGCACUAGACUAAAGGAGGAGGGAAAUGAACAGUUUAAGAAAGGAGAUUAUAUAGAAGCUGAGAGUUCUUAUAGUCGAGCCCUUGAAAUGUGCCCAUGCUGCUUCCAAAAGGAGAGGUCGAUUCUAUUUUCAAAUAGAGCUGCAGCAAGGAUGAAGCAGGACAAGAAAGAAAUGGCCAUCAAUGACUGCAGCAAAGCAAUUCAGUUAAACCCCAGCUAUAUCAGGGCAAUAUUGAGGAGAGCGGAGUUGUAUGAGAAGACGGACAAGCUAGAUGAAGCCCUGGAAGACUAUAAAUCUAUAUUAGAAAAAGAUCCAUCAGUACAUCAAGCAAGAGAGGCUUGUAUGAGAUUACCUAAGCAAAUUGAAGAACGUAAUGAAAGACUAAAAGAAGAGAUGUUAGGUAAAUUAAAAGAUCUUGGGAACUUGGUUCUCCGACCUUUUGGGCUCUCCACAGAAAAUUUCCAGAUCAAACAGGAUUCCUCUACCGGCUCGUACUCCAUCAAUUUCGUUCAAAAUCCAAAUAAUAACAGAUAACAAAGAUAACAAUAGCUUUACAAGCUGACUUGGAAUUGUGUGCUGCUUGCUGUUAGCAAGGGGAAAGGCCCUGCCAAUGUUUAACUUUUAAAAGCAUCUUAUCUAAAAGAAAGGCUAUCCAGUAGAGCCUAGUGCUCCCUUUUCCCUCUUUUAUGAUCAGGGUGAAAUGUACUUCCUGAUGUAAUGAACCCAAUUUGAUUUCCAUUUUAAGGUGGUAUCUGUGCAGCUGGUGUCCCGGUUCUGGCUGUCCUAUGUCCAGGAAGAAGCCCAUUUGUCGAGGCUGACCUUCCUGAUCCACACAGACACAUAGCCCAGCAAAAGCCUCUCCUGAACCAAACAGACCUGUUGGUUGGGAGAUUGCCCAGACAUGACUGAUGACGGGUUCCCGCCUGCCUGUCCCCUCCCUGAUCACACAGCUAACGAGGCUGCCUCCAGCAUUUCCUGGUUUCCUCUGUGGUAAUAAAAGCUUUCUGUGCUUA